AUGGAUCAUUAUGAAGUGUCAAAUCAUUUUAAAAUUAUUACAUCCUAUUUCGAAGAAAAUAAGGCAUUAUUCAUAAGUGGAAAUACUAGUAAAUUAAGCAAAAAAAAUCAAGUAAUUAAUAACCCAAAUGAAAACAAUGGGUAUAAUCAGAAAAUAAAUAAACUAGAAAAAUUAAAACGUGAUAAUGAUGGCUACUAUUGUGAUGGUAGAAUAAAUAAAGAUGAUAAUAAAACGUUCCUAAAAUCGUUUUAUGAAAAUGAUUCAAACAUAAUAAUUCCUAUUAGUAGUUAUCCUCCCAAUCAAAAAUUAUGUAAUAAUCAAAAAAAGAAAGAAAAAACAAAUUUAAUUAGUUGUUAUAAAUAUAAUAAUUUAUUAAACAAACAAAAUGAACUCCAAAAUAGCAACGAAAUUAAUUUGAAUAAUCUAAGUUAUACUAGAAAAAAUCCUAUUAAGAAUAACUAUAAUGAAAAUUUGUCAGAUGAGUCAAUAAACGAAAAUUUUAUUCAAUUAUUUGAAAAUAAUAGACUUGUGUUAAAUAAUGAAUUACGUAAUAUUUCAUCAAAUGGUUAUAAAUAUGUAGACAAAUUGGGUUCAGAAAAUGUACCUCCCCAAAAUAAAAUAUAUGUAGAUGAAAAGGGUAAAACAAAUAAUAUUUACUCUAAUAAUAAUAAUAUAAGUCUUAAUCAAACAAAAAAUGCUUUUUCAAAAUGUUUUUUAAACGACGGUUUCACAUAUAAUGACAAUUUUAAUAAUAUAUCUAAUGAAGAUAUAAGUAAAAAAUUUAAUAAUCAGAAGAUAUGUAUAAAUAAAAAUGGAAUAAAAAAUACUAAAAUGUUAAAUAGUUAUUUUGAACAAUCUGAUAAUAAAAAUGGCCAUAAAACAAAUAGCCGAAACACAUCUGCUAAAGGAUUUAGAGAUUCGUUAGCUAGAAAAGACAGUACUUUAAUUGUUAAUUCAGAUGCAACUAAAAAAGUAACUCUUUGCAGUAGUAUGUGCAACGUUAACCAAUUGAAAAAAAUGAUAAAUACGAGUGAGGAUAAUGAUGAUUCAUUUUUUUAUAAAAAUAUAAAAUAUUUACCUGGAAAAUUGGAAGGGGGUGAAGAAAAAAAGAAUAAAAAUAUUGACGAAAAUAACAAGUACCAUGAUAAGAUGAACCGAGAUAAAAGUAAUAUAUCCAAAGAUAAAAUAAAUGAUGAUUAUGAGUUAGUGGAUAUUUAUGAUCCAUGUUUUAGUAAAUGGAAACGUGUGAAAUACAGAGGUGAAAAAGGAAAAAUAUAUAGAAAUGGUAACCAUUAUAAAAUUUUCAACCUUUUAAACAAUUUAAAAGAGACAUCAAUUUUUUAUUAUAAAAAUAAAAACCGACAUAGAUAUGAUUCAUCAUGUGGUAAAAGAGAUAAUAAUAUUUAUUUUGAUAAUUAUGAAAUUUCUAAUGAUACAAAUAUGGACCUUUCAAAUGUUUGUAAUAAAAGAGAUGAUAAUAAAUUGAACAUAUCAUUGCAAGAAUCCAAAACAUGUUUAUUUCGCGAAACAAAAGAAAAAGAAAACAAAGUGAAGAAUACAUUACUUAUGACUAUUUUAAGUAAUGAUAAUGCAUACUUUUCAUCUAUUAAAAAAUGUAACAGCUUAAAUCAAGAUGUUUUAAUAAAAAAAAAUAAUAAUUUCAAUUUAAAUGGGCAUUCUAAAAGCAUGGUUGUUAUAAGUAUGAAUAAAUAUGAUAUAUGUGAAAAUAAAAAAAUACUUACUAAUAACAUUUUGUGGAAAAAUAAAGAUUUUCAAAACAAACAAUUCGAACUAGAAAAUAUUAAUAACGAAAAGAUGAAAAAUGAAACUGAUUUAAAUAAUAAAAAUACGAAAAGGGAUACCUCCCAAAAAAGAGGACGUUCAGAUGAUGAAAGAAGGAGCAGUUCUUGUGAAGGUAGUAAAAAUGAUGGCACAGAAAAAGGUGACAAUAAUAAUAUGGAUACAGGAGAUAAGAAUGGGGACGAAAAUGACAAUGAUAAUAAUGAAAACAACGGUGAAAAUAAUGGUAAAAACAACGAGAAUGAAAAUUAUAGUAGCUCAAAAAGCAGCAGUAACUGCUCUAGUAGUAGUAAUGGUAGUAGCACAAUUGCUCCCGAGAAAGAAGGAAAAACAGAUAUCGAUGUCUAUUAUGAACCUGAAGUAAAAAUACAUAACUCAAUAAAAGGAUCCAUUGAAAAUAAUUGUUUUGCAAAUAUGAGAAAAUGUUUAAAUAUAAAAAGGUGUGAAAUAAUAUUCGAUGUGAAUAAAAAAAAAUCAUGCUUAAGUUUUCUUUCUAAAAGGGGACAUGAAAAUCGGAAAUAUAAAUUAAACUUUAAGCAUAAUAUAAAAAAGAAAAAGAUUCGAAAAAAUAUAUAUUAUAAAAUUAUGAAUACAAAAAAAGAGAAGGUCGAAUGUUUAGGUUUAAAAAAAGAUAGUGAAAAUAUAUCACGAAGAAAAUUAAAUAGGAAUAAAUCCUCGUCCUAUAUCGAAUUUUUUACAAAAAACAAUAACUCAAUAAAUUAUAUAGAUAUAAAUAAAAAUGGAGUAAAUACAUAUUUGUUUAGGGAACAAAUUCAAAAUAAUGACACAUCAUUUCAAUCAUUUGAAAAAAUAGACAAAGUAAAGGAAUAUAACAAUACCACAUUUAGAGAAAUAAAAACAGAGAGUAAAAUGAAUUUGGUUAAUAGUGAAAAAAAUAAUGACAUUUUGGGAAAUAAUACUAUAACAGUUGAUUUAAGGGGGCCAUUUUCAGGUACGUCUUUUAGGCGUUACAAAUGUUGUGAAAAUGAUCACAAAAUGAGGAAAGAGGUUGAUUGUAAUAACAAUAUUUGGAAUAAUGGUUUUGAAAAAAAUGUUAAAACGAGCAACUAUUAUUAUAAAAAUAAUACCGUUUGUGAGCAUAAAGCUAAGACUUAUGAAAGUUUAGUAACAGAAAAGGAUCCCGUUGGAAGUAAUAAAGAUACAUCUAAAAAGUGUUAUCUUUUAUCGUAUAAUAAUUUGACCAAUAGUUGUGUGAAGGAAAGGGGAAUGGAAAUGGAGGUUAUUCGAAAAAAAAAUAAUAAAAAUAAUAAAAAUAAUAAUUAUGAUACAAUUGACACUUAUUAUCAUAAAUACGUGGGUAAAGGAGAAAUUUUCGAAGCAAAGAAAACGAUAAAAUAUAAAAAAAAGGAAAAAAGGAAGGAUAUGAAAAAGGAUAGCACAAAAAAGAAGAAAAAAGAAAUGGAAAGAAUAGGACGAAAAAAGAAAUGGAUAAAUAAAAUGAAUGAAAAUGAAGAUAAUUCAGGAUAUUUAACUAAACUUAGUUGUUCCAUAAAUGAAAAUGAAGAUAAUUCAGGAUAUUUAACUAAACCUAGUUGUCCCAUAAAUGAAAAUGGAAUUGUUUUUAAUAAUCGAUAUUAUAUAAUAGGGUUAAUAUAUUAUGGGGAUAAUUCACAGGUAUAUAAGUGUAUAAAUAUAAAAGAUAAAAAGACAUAUGCUAUGAAAGUUGUGUUAAAAGAAAGAGAGAAUUAUAAUGUGAUGGUGAAAAACGAAUUGAAUAUUGAUAAAUUUAUGAAAAAAUAUAUGUUUUUAAAAAAAAAUCCACAUAAAAAUAUUAUACCGAUAUAUGAUAUAUUUAGUGACAACAAUUAUAAUUUUAUUAUUAUGGAAUUUUGUAAAGGAUCGACUUUGCUUGACUAUUUCAUGUCGUUAGUACCGGGUUCUUUACAUAUAUAUGAAAUUAAAAAAAUAAUGAAAAAUAUUUUUUUAGCAUUAGACUUUUUACAUUCUAGAGGUUUAAUACAUAGAGACAUUAAACUUGAAAAUAUUAUGUUUACAAAAAAAAAAAUGAGAAAUUUUAAUUAUAAGCAAUGUGAUAACUUUGAUUUAGAUAAUUACACGGAUCCUUUUUUUUUAUUUGAGGACAAGGGGAAGACAUCUAAUCGUGGAAUAGUACAAAAUUCAGUAUUAAAAAAAUGUGAAUCUAAAAUUGACCUUAAUAAAAAACAACAGGAUAAUGAUUUAUUUUUACUAAAAGAGGAAAAUGAUGCGAUUCAUAAGGUAGAUGUAAACGAUAUGGAUAAUUGUUGGAGUUCAAAUGGGGAUAUUGAAUAUGAAAUUGAUUCGGAUACAUCUAGUAGUGAUAAUAUCGAAUGGAGCAAUAGUUGGUGUGAUGAUUAUUAUCAAGAUGAAUCAUCAUAUAGUUGUGAAUUAAUUGGAGAAUAUAAUUUUGAAAAUAGUAAUAGCAAUAUAUCAGAAAUUAGAAAAACAUCACAAAGUUCUGAUGCGUAUAAUUGUGAUGAUUCAAGCAAUAUCGAAAAUAAUAGUUUAGACAAAAUAAUGGAUAACAAUUUAGUAAAUAUUUUGGAUAAUAGUUAUAAUUUUAAAUUAGGGAAAAAAUAUAAAAAUAGUUUGACGACUAUACAAAUGAUAAAUAAAAAUGAUUUUCAAAAAAAGGAUAUAACAAUAAAGAAAAAUAGUUCAUUAACAUCUAUUAAAUCGAAAAGAUCGGAGGGAAAAUAUUUGAUAAGUUCUGAAAAGGGAAAAUAUAGAGACACCGAAAAUAAAAAUAGUUGCAUAAAAAAUAAUAAUGAUGAUAAAAAAAACGGCUUUAAAAAGAAAAGGGAAUAUUAUCCGUGUAAUUUAUAUGACAAUUUAUGUUUAAUUGAUAUGGAUAUGAUGGAAGACAUUUCUAAUAAUAAUCAAAAUAAAAAUAAAAGACAAAAUAUAAUUUGUGGAACAGCAUCAUAUAUGUCACCAGAAUCAUUUGAUGGUAUUUUAUCAGCAAGUAAUGAUAUAUGGGCAUGUGGUGUUAUUUUAUAUGCAUUGAUGGACGGUCGAUUUCCAUAUGAAAUAUAUAAUACAAUGCCUAAUUAUUUAAAAAAAAAAAUUUUAAGAUAUACAAAACCCAAUUUUGAUCCUUUUAUUUGGCAAGAAAGUCCAGAUCUACUUGAUUUAUGUUUGAGACUUUUAGAUCCUAAUCCUUUAACACGAAUUCAAAAUGCCAGAGAAGCUUUAAUUCAUUGUUGUUUUUCUGAUAUAGUAUAA
Plasmodium yoelii is the source of this 5025-nucleotide messenger RNA. RefSeq lists its product as uncharacterized. Bases 1 to 5025 code for a protein of 1674 amino acids. NCBI's taxonomy places the organism in Eukaryota, Apicomplexa, Aconoidasida, Haemosporida, Plasmodiidae. Gene Ontology annotation, molecular function: protein serine/threonine kinase activity; ATP binding. Gene Ontology annotation, biological process: protein phosphorylation; intracellular signal transduction. The record is from RefSeq and is a predicted model, not a curated record. The transcript has a single exon. Gene Ontology annotation, cellular component: cytoplasm.